Molecule: messenger RNA, 1470 nt
Organism: Daphnia carinata
Lineage: Eukaryota; Metazoa; Arthropoda; Branchiopoda; Diplostraca; Daphniidae
Exons: 6
Coding region: 34-1455 (473 amino acids)
Molecular function (GO): extracellular matrix structural constituent; protein binding
Source: RefSeq, a predicted model, not a curated record
GCACAGCAUUCUCGUUCAACACCAAGGUGAAACAUGGCGCAUCUACCUGUAUUUUUUAUUCCCUUUUGCCUCCUGUUCUUAGGAGCGUGGACGAGCUUCACUUCUGCGACCACUUUAGAGGAAUUGCAGUUGCAACUGAAUCAAUUAAACAAAAAUUAUAAAACUCUGGAAGAAAAAGUUACCAAACUGGAAUUCGCUCUGCACGUAGCGAACCCAUCGGCGGGAAAAAUUUCUAUUUCCCGGACGUGCGGAGAGACUCGAUCAGCCGAUCCAUCGCUAAGCUCCGGAAUGUAUUGGAUCGAUCCUGAUGGCCAAGGAGUAGGUGACGAUCCGAUAUACGUAUUUUGCAACAUGACAACAGGAUCAACAGCUGUUCACCACGACAGCGAAUCAUCGACGAAUGUGGGUCAUUGUGCCGGUCCGGGAUGCUAUUCCAGAGCAGUCAACUACGCCGCGAGCAACAGGCAAAUACUAGCAUUAGCUGAGUUAUCUGCCCAGUGUCAUCAGUCGAUUAAAUACGACUGCAACAAUGCCCCGUUGGAGUUGAAUGGCGUUUCUUACGCUUGGUGGAAUGAUAAAUAUGGAAUCCCGCAAUAUUAUUGGGCUGGCAGCAAUAACAGCGUGCAUACCUGCCAGUGUGGAAUCGAUGGCAACUGCAUCGAUCCUGCCGCCAAAUGCAACUGUGAUGCUGCAGCACCUGUUCAAUUAUCCGAUGACGGUAUUGUGACGAAUAAGGAAAUUCUCCCAAUCACAAUGCUGAACUUUGGUCGUACCCAGUUGGCAACCUCGUCUGGUGUUCACACGUUGGGCCCCUUUGAGUGUAUCGGACAGGUAACCGUCGAUAGGAUGCCAUCCUCUUGUGAAGAUCUAUGGAAAACCGGACACAAAUUGAACGGAUUGUAUUCAGUGGUAGGCGUUUCAACGGUUGAGAGCAUUCACUGCGAUUUUUCCAAGCUCCCACACGAGUUAGGUUUUCAGAAUUGGAUCGGAUUUGUAGACACCAAAUCUUCUCCCACUUACUUUUACGUAAGGAAAUUUGCAAAUUACUUCGCCAAAUUAUAUACCCCUAUUCCAUUUGAUGACGAAAUGAUGAAUGUGGGAGGUGCCAUGAAUUUGACUACGGGUAUAUUUACUACACCACGAACGGGCAAAUACUUUUUCACCGCAUCUGGAAGCACGAGCUUUCCAGCGUCUUCAUAUACGAUUCUUUUUGACAUAGAUAUAUUUAAAAACGAUCAUUCAAUAGGGAUAAGUAGCACUGAUUCAUACAGCUCUUCUUCGAAUUUAAAAACAUUCACUAUGCAAGCGGUUGUGGAGUUGCAAAAAGGAGAUGAAAUUUGGUUGGCCAUUUCGUUUGUAGCACAGGGAGCCUUCAUUUAUGGCUAUGACCACCUUCACUUUACAGGGUUCUUACUAGAAGAAGCAAUUUCUGAAUCAUUGAAAGCCCUCAAUUGAACAUUGUAAGCCAAA